Messenger RNA from Canis lupus familiaris (dog), 10331 nucleotides. It is a transcript of the gene C2H1orf167, whose product is annotated as chromosome 2 C1orf167 homolog. NCBI's taxonomy places the organism in Eukaryota, Metazoa, Chordata, Mammalia, Carnivora, Canidae. The coding region runs from base 5997 to 9884 and encodes 1295 amino acids. The transcript has 20 exons. The record is from RefSeq and is a predicted model, not a curated record.
GUCGGGGCAGCCUUGGGGGGCGGAGGUGGGGCCUCCGGGCAAGGGACUGACCCCAAGUCCUGGGUCCUUUGCUUACACCAGCCCCUGGCACAUGGCAGGCUUGCGCCGCACAUGCCCCUGUGCGUAUGUUGUGAAUGUAUCAGGUUUUCAAGGGGAAUGACAAGGUGAGGGGGACGCAGUGGGGGGGCCGCUAACUGCCUGUGUCAAGCAGCGGGAAGAGUAUAUUCAGAGACUCUGGGUCCUCAUAGUCCCAGAUCUUCAAAUCAGACCAGAUCUUUACGAGGGGUGCAGAGAGGGCCCCUGUCUUAGGUCGUGCAGAGAGGGCCCCUGUCUUAGGUCGGGGUCCCCAAAAGCAGACCCUGAAUGCAGUGUCUGGCUUGAGGCGAAGCAGGGGAGCUGGGCUUUCUGGUCAUUGGCCGGGGGCUGCUCCGGCUUCGGGGGACGGCGACUGAACCUCCCAGCUACACUGGCUCCCCGAACCCGCAGGCCAAGUGGCCCCGGGAACCGGACAGGCUGCCCUGCAAGAGCAGAGCCCUGAUCCGAGGCCCAGGGACAGCGAGGGCCCCCAGUGGGGUGCCCCCUCUCCAAACAGCAGGUCUCCUAACUGACAUUCUAGCAUUCGUUCAACAAGCAACCAAGAGCCUGUGGGAGCUGGGAGUCCUCUAGCUGCUGGGGCUGCCAACAUCAGGGGGAAAAAAGCCCCAAGUACCAGGCGAUUCCCUUUGAUGUGAGAGCUUCCAGGCAGGGGAACAGCUCGCGGGAAGGCUUGAGCAUGUGUGUGCCUGCCCAGCCUGUUUCCGGGCACAGUCAGGAGGCCGGCGUGGCUGGAACCAAGGGAGGGAGGAAAGAAUGAGGUCAGAAGGGCAGCAGGGACCCGGUAGCAAAGGGUUAGGAGGGCAUGUGGGGACUUUGGCCUGUUCUGAGUGCGCUGGGGCCGCUGGAGGGCUUGGCGGUCUGACCUACACUCUGAAAGGACCCUGUUGGCUCGGGCGGGCGGGGAGAGUGGGGUGCUGCUGGCCACAUUGAACAGAACACCACGCACCCGUUCUCGGUCCCAGGGAGGGACAUCCGAGUCCUGCCCACUGCAUCCUGGAGGUCGGGACACCGAGGGCAGCAGGGCAGGCGCGCCCUGGACGGACCACGCUCUACUCGAAAGGAGAAGACCAGCCUCGGUGGGACAGGGUGGGGGGGGUGUCAGUCCCCCCUGGCCAGCAGCAACCCCCGCGCCCUUACUCUCACCCCUCCCCGAGGACAGGCGCAGCAGUGGUGUGGGCCGGGGGCCACAUGACACGCAUGCUUGAGCAGAACAAAAGAGCAAACCUUGGACUUGAAACAGUAAGAUAUUCCCACACGGGUGACAAGGUCAGCUCCGCCUGCGUGGGCUCUGCAUCUCUGGGUAAGGAAGUGUUCCAGCCUCAAGGCCCCAUUGUCACCCGGCGAGUGGGAUGCAGCCAGCUUGCAAGAGGCGGCCUUUCCCAACAGGGCAGCCCUUGGGUGUGUUUUGGAGGCAGAGCGGCAGGAUUCACUCGUGGCCGGGGUGUAAGAAGGAGAAGGCCUGGGGCCCGAGCACCUCAGAGCUCCAGCUGCCCCCGGCUGGGGGCGGGCGGCAGGAAGGCCGGGUCCAGGGAAGGGCCAGACGGGAAUGGAGCUUCCAACCGACCGUCUCAACAGCGAGCUCUUCCAAAAAGGCCAGCUCUUGUAGACUCUUUUUUUUAAAUAUUUCUUUAUUCAUGAGAGACACGGGCAGAGGGAGAAGCAGGCUCCCUGUGGGAAGCCCGACGCGGGACUCAACCACUGAGCACCCCGGCGUCCCUGUAGACUCUUGCCAGCACUCCGCAUUUUAGUCUGUAGCGUCUGCCGCUCUGGACUCUCGACCGCAGGCUGCCAACUCCUCUUGCCUCGGGUCUCCUGCUGGUGAGGGCUGAAGCCACCUGUCCGGUUCCCAACUCUUGUGUUUCUUGUUUUCACAAAGCUGAGCUUUCCAGAUGAAGGAGCUGGAGAUAAGCCCUGGUCCCGGGAGAGGUCACUGUCCUGUCCUGUUGGCCGGAACUGGACCAGAGCCAGCCGUCCCCGCAGGGGCCCCCGCCUUAGGCUCAUCCUGCCUCAAGUCUCCAGAACAGCCUGGAAAUUCCAGCUCUCCCCGCCUCCCCCUCCAAAACGGCCCUAGAGCCAGAAAGCUUUGGUCAAAUCUCCACUGCCCCCCGUGACCGGCUGUACGAGACACAGGACAGCCCCUUCCCUCACCAUGACUCGGUUUCCUCAUCUGAGAAGUGGGGAUUGUCCCAGUGCCUGGCCCCGGGACGAGUGAGAUCUGAAAAUGUGUGACAUCAGCGUUUCUCGUUGUGCUGUGACCGUUAAUCAUUGAGAGAGGGAGGGGGUGACGAGCGUAGGGGAGGAGAGAGCUUUCCUCCGUCCUCCGAGGGUCCCUGGCUGGGUCUGAAAGUUAAACUGACAAACACGAACAGGAGAAAAGCAUGUGCGUUUUCUCGAACUUUCCCACGUACAUGAGAACCUUCACAACAGAAGGACGUUUUCAUGCCUUUCACACAACGAGACGAUGAACACGCGAAGAAUUGAGAGGUGGGGCCCGGGCUGGGGUAGUGAAGGUGACGCAGCAGGAAGACCAGGGUUAGUCUAGCGAGGUUGGUUUAGGCAGAUCUCUCGGAGAGGAAGCCCCGUCUCUGGUGAUAAGGAUGUCCUCUCUCCCAGGCACACGGAGAAUACCUUUCACGUAGGGAUUUAGGGCUUGUUUUAGGGAGGUUCAGGGGACGGGGGCAGAGUGACUUUCUUGCUUCAGGCAUUUUUUUUCCCCAAAAGCUUAGGGUAAGAUGUUCAACACGCCACAGUGCCAGGCCUUGGGGGUAGCAUGUCCUGAGCCCAUCAGUCUGUCUGACCAUCCACUCAUUUAUUCAUUCAUGAUCAAUUCCGUAAUAAUUUAUCGAGUGCUUUCUACAAGUUUUGAAAAAAUUAUAAAACAGAGGUUUUCCUCACUGGCAAUAGCAGAGCCCUGAGGGUCCAGUUCUCCGGGUAGUUGAGGGCUCACGUUCAUACCUAUUAAUGUAGAGACUGUUGACAGAGUCAACAGGUUAUUAUAAAACAUUACCAUGUCAAUGAUCCUUUUUUUUUUUAAGAUUUUACUUAUUCAUGAGACACACAGAGAGAGGCAGAGACACAGGCAGAGGGAGAAGCAGGCUCCAUGCGGGGAGCCCGACGUGGGACUCGAUCCCAGGACCCUGGGGUCAUGCCCUGAGCCCAAGGCAGAUGCUCCACCCAGGUGCCCCCAUAUCAAAAAUCUACACUCAGAUUCACAAACUUGAACUCAAGGGGAGCUUCAAGCUCCCACAGCCCAGAAGUUUGAAAGUUUUAAUUUCAAAACCUUGAUUAAAAAAGAAAUCUUGGCCAAGGAAUAAGACAGAGCAGGUCUGGCAGAGCACACCAGCACCACCACCGCUGCCGCCACUCUGAGGUAGGGCACAACUGUUCUACAUCCACCUUGUUUCAUAGCUCAGGACACAGGCCCACAAACAGGAGACUUGGCCGAGGGGUACAUGGAGACUUCUUGAUUUUAGGGCCGGAAUGUGCCAAUGUGGAGAUUAGGAAGCCAAGUAGAAUUUAAAAGGAAAUAAAUAGAACUUCCACAAAUAAAUAGGAAAAAAAAAAAAAGGAUUGUUGACAUGGUAAUGUUCUAUAAUAACCCGUUGACUCUAUUAUUUCCAGAAAUAAUAGAACAGUUAGAGACUCAAUGGAUGGGUUAAUUCAAAGAAUAGAAACACCAGAAGAAUAGUAGCCUUGAAGAUAUAUUCAAAGAAAUUGCUCAGAAUAUACCAAAAAGCACAAAUAAGAGAGGUUAGUAAAGAAACAAAGGAUAGCAGGACAAGAUCCAACAUAACUCUCUUGGAGUUCGGAAGGAGCCCCUGGGAGAGAGGCAAUAGUCAAAGGAAUAAUGGCAGAGAAUUUUCCGGAACAGACAAGACACCAAAUGCAGAUUUGGGAAGCCAAACCAUCCCCGCACGUAAGAAAUCCACAUCGGUAGUCAUCCUGGUGGCCCUUUGUUCAGAGUUGCUUAAUCUUGGACACCUGGAAGCAAUCUGGCACUGCUUUAUAACAAACAUAGAAUGAGUGGUUCAGGACACCAAACAUGAACAUUAAGAUCCCGAGAGCGGAGGCGGCUGACUGGCUACUUUUGAUCUCAAGGUCAUGAGUUUAAGCCUCGUGUCGGACUGUAGAGAUUACUUAAAAAAAAUUUUUUUUAAUUUAAAAAUUAAAUUUAAAAAAUCCCAAAAGCAACCGGGUAGAAAAGAUGUUGUCCUAAAAGAAAUGACAAUUACAUGGGCAACCGAUGUCUCAACAGCAACAAAAGGAGUCAGAAGACAGGGGACUGGUAUCUUCAGAGUGGUGCGAAAGCAGCUGUGUGCUAGGAGUUAUCUUUCAGGAAUGAGGAAAAUAAAGGCCUAUUCAGAGAAAUGACAACAGAGUUUGUCACCAACAGAUCUUUGAUACAGAAACAUCUGAAGAAUCUUCCGAAGGCAUUUUUCCACAAGGAAGGGCUGACAUACACAAAGGAAACAGUAAACACGAUUUAAUGAUCAAAACAGUCCUGGUACACGGCGGGAGGAGCUGGCCAGGCACAAAGUGUGAUAAAGUCCUUUUCUGUCUGCAAGGAGGGUAAACACUGGAUUAACUUCAGAUUCUGCCAAAUUAGUGUCUCAGAGAACCACUGAAAGAAUAGAGGUGGAAUGUGCAACUUCCAGGACAGUGUUGGGCCUGUGGGGGAGAGAGAGCCUUGAUCAACUCCCCUGUUGUGGUGGCGGUUGUUUGAUCAAUUCUUAAAAAGUCGAGAAAGGAGAAAAAAAGAAACAUGAAGUUGGACCAUUAGCAAACACAAAAAUAAGAUGGUUUUUGUAUAUACACGUCACGAUCAUACCUUUGCAAAUGACUUCCUAGAAACUCCCAGCCCUGCUUGUGUUUAUAAAAGACACACCUAAGAUACACAGACACAGGAGGGCUGCCCGUGCAAGAAUGAAAGAACAUCAGGCAGGCGGGGGUGCCAGACCGGCUAAGUUAGUGGAUCACGCCGCGCUUGAUCUCCGUGACCUGAGUUCGAGCCCCGCGUUGGGUGUGGCGUUUACCUAAAAAUAAAUCUUUUUUAAAAAAAAGAAGUCCGAACAGGCAAAUGAUGACCCAAGAGAGCUGGUGUAGCCGCAUUAGUAAGAAUCAGGCCAACUCGCCUUCAAGGCAUCAAGUAUUACUUGAGAUAAAAGAGCACCAAGAUCCGAGGAACGGAAGGGGCGGGCGGUAGACGAGAUCUGGGAGACGUUAGACCCACAGACUCGGGCAGGAGGUAACAGUUGCUCCUCCUUCCAGAACUGCUUCUCUUUUAGGAGGCUCUUCGGCAGUUACUUGGUAAAGGCUCGCCUCAAACCGGUGAGAUGGCAGAGGAGGCGAUACCACCCCCGCGGCUGCAGAUGAGAAGCUGAGUGAGGGUCCUAGGAGUUAGGGACCGGCCUUAGGGCACAAGCAGCAGAACGAUGGCCUUACGGGUCCUCUGACCCGGGGCCAAGUGCCCUUUCCUGUCUCGGUUGGAACCGGGAAAGCGACGGAUCUGGACAGAGGGUAGAAAGGCAGGCUCCAUGGGAGCAGCAUGGCAAAGGCCUGGCAGGACCCAUCCCAUCAAACCGGCCGGACCGCGGGCCACGUGGACCACGGACGCCAUGGCCUUGGCCUCGCCCUGGAGCCCGCGGAGCUGAGACGCUAUGGCAGCCGCAAGGACCGUGUGCUGCUCGGUCCCACGACGCCCCCCGGGUGGUCAGAACAGCGGCGAUGGCCGAAGAGCCUAGACGCCGGCCCGGGCAGGGGACCCGGCCGGGGGGCGCCCACGUGCGGGGCGCAGAGGUUCCCCUCGCCCUCCCCGGGGGCGGUGCUGCGCCAGGGAGCCCGGCCGGGUGCAGAGCAACCUGGCUGCGCCCAGCCUCGUCCUGACAGACGCGGACCGGCUCAUGAACUCGAGCCUGCAGCAGCAGAGCAACCUGCCGCCCCCCGCCAGGCCCCAGGGGAGAGCCCGAGACCCUGCCGUCCAGCAGAGCAACCUGAGCGCCAGGGGCGCCGGCCUGGCUGGGGGAAGGCGCUGCAGCCCCCGCCCCCCGCCAGAGCUUCAGGAGAGCGUCGGGCCCCGGGGGGCAGCUCAGGGGAGCCCUCGGCCUCCAGGCUCGCUGGCCUGCCCGUCCUCCACCCUGAGGUCACCCCGGCUGCUGGCCACGGACACCCCCUGCCCAGAUGUCCCGCCUGCGGCAGGCUCGGCCCCUUUCAAUGGGUGCGCACAGCCGGACUCCGGGCCCUGGGGUGGCCUGCGGAGUGGGCCCUCUCGGCUCAUGGGGGAGCCGCUCACCCUGGAGGACCUGACCGUCCCUGUCCACGGCCGGGCUCAGGCCCCGUCCCACACCGCCGUGCACCAGCUGCUGGCCUCCGUGCGACACCUGGAGCGAGCGGUAGCUCGUCUCGGGUGCCGACCAUCCCAGGAAGCCCCGGGCCCUGCUCAGCGGGCCCCCUGGAGCAGCUCGGGCCAGGCUCUCGCCGCCCCCCCACAGCCCGGCCGACCUGGUCUUGCUCCCUGCGGUGGGAGGAAGGAGCACCCGGGCCGCCUCGGGGGAAGCGCAGAUUGCCCAGAGACUCGAGGGAGCCAGGCUGGCCCCGCAGGCUCUCAGGCAAGCAGGCGGCCUGCGUCGUCGCUGGAGGCCACGCUGGGGACCCUGGCUGGGGAUUGCCUUGCCCCUAAGGACAGCGUCCCUCCGGCCACCCCCCAGAGGCAAGAAGAGAGCUCCCCGGGGCCUCCACGUGGCAGCUGGCAGAGGGGAGACCCCCAGCUCCCUCCAGGGGCGGGCAGCAGGGAGGCCAGACGCUGCUCGUGGGCCCGGUCCAGUGCUGCCCGGGGCGUCCCACCUGGGCGGGGAGGCGGGGAGGUGGCCCCUCAAGAGCAGAGCAGCAGGGAGGAGGAGAGGACGGCUUCCUGGCCCCCAGAUGCAGCCCCAGCAGGGAGCAGCCUACAGGAAAAAGCCCGAAACAUCGCGGGCCUGGAGUCCGAGACAGCCGGCCGGCCGUGGCUGUCCCCAUGUUUCAGAGCCUGGUGGCGCUGGGUGCAGAGGCGGCGGGCAGCGGCUGCCUUGGUGGCCAGGGGCCGGCGGCAGCUGUUGCACAGAGGCCUGUGGGCGCUUCGGGGGGCCCUGCGGCUCCGGGAAGCCCAGCUGGAGGCGGCGUGGGGGCGACACACUUGGGCCCUGCUGGCCCAGAGCUUCCGAAAGUGGAGAAACCGGACUCUGCAGCAGAAGCAGGGGCAGCCCCCAGUCCGGGCUGGGCCGGGACCCCCACGCCCUGGGCCAGGAGGAGGCCAAGACCCCUCAGGAAGGGGGCCCGAGGUGGACCCCGCCAGGAGCAGCAGCCCGGCCCGCGGCGGCAUCGGUUUCUCUCCGGGCAACUUCCCUCGCGGUCCAGGGAGUCAGAGGGAGGAGGCGGCAGCCUGGCCGGGACCAGAUGGAGGCGAUGGGGGAGCGCAGAUGCUGCAGGCCUUAGGACACCUGGCCGUCUUCCUCCUGUGGUGCCACCAGAAGAAAUGGGACAGGCAGGACAGGGGGGCCCAGAGAGAGAACCCCCGGGUCCCACCGAGGACGCAGGGGAUGGGGAGACCCCCCGAAGCCUGGCGCUCUCAUGCUGUAGACGCACCCAGGACGGCCUCGCCGGACACUCAGCCACGGAGAGCCUGGCUCGGCAGGUGCUUUGGGGCCUGGCACCGGUUCACGCAACGAGGGGCCGGGUUCCGGGAGCGGCUGGCCCACCGCCGGGCACACACCCUCAGGCUGUGUCUGCAGCAGUGGCUACGGAUGAGGCGGCUCCGGGCCUCCGAUGGAGCCAAGGUGACCCAGCUGUCCCUCUGCCGGCAGAAGGCAGGGAGCGCGACUCUCUGUGGUGCAGCCCCUGGGGUGGCCCCAGCCCGUGGCCUGGGAGUGGUGGCUCAGGUCCAGGCGCCGGCCCAGGAGCAGGGCCGGGGCUCCCUGCAGGAAGCCUGCCGGAGACUGGCCCUCCAGCGGGCGCUGCUGCUCUGGAGGAUGCGGCUGUCCCAGCGCCAGAGGCCUGAGACACAGCUGGGGCUGCCCUGCGACCUCAACGACGUACUUGGGUCCCACGUCUUCCGCUGUUUGCCGUUUGGGGAACUGACCUCCCGCAGGCCUGUUUCCCCAUCUUUACACCCGAGCAGAGGCAGAGCACCGACGUGGCUUCCCCCUGAGUCUGGGGUCCUCGGGCCUGGGGCCCAGCUCCACCUCCCCUCGGGAGCCUGGCUCCGAUCGGCCAGCAUCUCCGACCGGGCCUUGCGGCAGCUUCAACACAUCCUGAGCGGGGGGCACCUGACGGCGCGGGGUCUGAGCGCCUCGGCCCCGGAGCUCCUGGGCAGCCUCCCGGGAGGGGAGCCCUGGCUGGGCAGCCGCCCACUUCGAAGCUCGCCGCAGCAGGUCUUCAGGGCGCCCGCCCCCUUGGAGAUGCUCGGGCUGAGCUUUCGGUGGGCAUCUGGGCAGCGGCGGAAGGGGCGGUGCCUUCGGCUCUGGCAGGUGCGGGCCCGGCAGUCCCGGGGUGCGGCCAGGUGGUGCCUGCGCGCUCUCCAGAGGCGCGUCCUGCUCGGCUGGAGCCGCUGGGCCUCAGCCCAAGGGGCCCAGAGAGAGCUGGCCGUCGGCUGGGCCCGGGGCCGGUGCGGCCGGGCUGCGCUGUGCUGGUGGCGGCAGCGGCUGGCGCAGCGGCUGGAGGUGGAGCAGCGGGUCCGGGCUCGGGGUCGCGCGCUGGCUCGAGGCGCCCUGCAGCGCUGGCGCACCUGCUGGCAGAGGCAGCAGUUCCUGCAUGGAAAGUACCAGAGGUGGGUGCAGGUCCACCGCCAGAGCUUGAGGAGGUCGAUGUUCCAGCGCUGGCGGCGGGCAGCAGCUCGUCGGAGACGCCCAGGGGCCCCGCCGGAGCAGCUUCUACUGCACAGCCACUCCCCGGCCUGGUGUGCAGUCAUGAGAGACACAGGGGCACUCCCAACCACAGGAGCCUUUCGGGGUGGCCCGGGAGAGGCCCGCGGGGCGGCGUGGGCCGUGUGGCAGGGUGCCCGAGCAGCCGAAGCCUGGGCACGGGAGCGGCGUGUGGCCCGGGCCUCCGUGGGCCGCUGGAGGAAGCGCGUGCAGGAGCGCUGGGCAGACAGACAGCUCUGGAGGGCCCAGGCCCAGCAGGCCUUUGCGGCGUGGCGCACGGCUCUGGGCCAGCGCUGCAGGGUCCGCCAGCUGGCAGAAGAGAGAGCCACCCUGUGCCAGGCACCGCACACACGGGAGUCCCGCCUGCACCGGGGCAGCCGAGCCCAGGCCGCCCGGAAGCUGAGCGCCAGGGGCCUGGGGGCCUGGGCCCAGGCGGCAGUGAAGGGCCGUAUCCAGCGAGCCGCCGUCACCCAGUUCCCCCAGGCUGGGUCCAGAGGCCUCCUGUGGACCCACAGGGCCCUGCACUUGGAGCCGCAGGCAGAGACCCAGGAGGCCCUUGCGGGGGACCCAGGGGUAGCCAACGAGGGGUGCCUCCCAGCGCUGCCGGACACUCCAGCCCCGCGGAAGCAGACCCCCCGCCUCGGCACGCGGUGCGGCCCCGCCCGGAGCAUCGGCGGACGGGAGCGGACACCGGCGACCCGCGCGCGGAGUAAGGAGACCGACCCCGGCCCCGGCCCCGGCCCGCCGUCCUCUGCACUGGGCUCUGUCACCCUCUCUCCAGGCGGCGGCGACCAGCCCCCGGCCCGCCGGGCCCUCCGCGGAGGGCGGCCCGCAGGACCCCCAGCGGCCUCGGGCUCCCAGGUCCUGGGCGACGCCGCGGGGAGGCGGCUGGGCUGAGGCGGUGGCACCUGAAGUGGGCCUGGCGUGUGUGGCGGCGGCGGGUCCUGCAGCUGCGGGUGGCUCAGCGAUUACAGCAACAAGAAGGUGGCUGGGUCCUUUCCCAGGCCUUUGAGAAGUGGUGCCAGCACCUGGCAGCCAGGGGCCAGAAGAGAGGGGCCACCAGCAGCCUGAUAACCGCAGGCCUCAGGAGCCCUGGGAGCAGCUGCAAGAUGCCCGAGCCCAUGUGUGCGGUGGACUUGGGGCGGAGCAGGGGACCCAGCUGCAGCUGUGACUUGUUCUCAUGGAAAGAAAAACAACACUGAGCCCAGCCUCCCGAAGGAGGAAACCAUGCCCCACCCGUCUGGGGAGUGCAGGCUCAGGCCACCAGGCACUCAUCGCACAGCCUGGUGACAGGGGACUGCUCUCUGAGCUCUGAAGGACAAUAAAACACCCUCCUUACUCCUA